Messenger RNA from Bacidia gigantensis, 2448 nucleotides. RefSeq lists its product as uncharacterized. The transcript has a single exon. The coding region runs from base 1 to 2448 and encodes 815 amino acids. The record is from RefSeq and is a predicted model, not a curated record. NCBI's taxonomy places the organism in Eukaryota, Fungi, Ascomycota, Lecanoromycetes, Lecanorales, Ramalinaceae. Gene Ontology annotation, molecular function: protein binding.
AUGGCAAGCCGCAGCUUCCACUCUACCAAAAUAUUGAGGUACCUUUUUAUCGUACACGCAGCUCUAUCUGAGUUUGCGCUAGCGAGCAAAGCUCUUAAUUCGUAUCUUGAGAUUAUCAAAAAGGGCAAAGCAAAGCAAAAGAAAUCAGGGGAGCGUAAUAUUAGCCUUGAUGAUGACGCCACAGCACUUUGUACGAUAGUGUGCGGAGUCGAAAUGCUAUGUACGUAUGGCAAAAGAAAAGACGUCGAGCAGGCUCAGGACUUGGUACAUUUGAUUGAAGACUGGCUCGUAAGUGCACAAUCAGAUGAGGACAUUCAGGUUGAAAGUAGCGCUGAGGACACGCCUGUGGAUUUGGUUGAUAAGCCUAAAAGAGCCAGUUUGUCAAUACCUACGAAGAUCAUGGCGCGAGCCUACGCUGCAAUUGGCUUGAGCAGACGAUGCUGGGCAUUACUGACGUACGACUCAAUCUCGCGGGCAAAACUGCAAGAGUCAGCAAUAUCAGCAUACAGGUCAGCUCUCAGGUCAGAAUAUGGUGACGAGGACAAUGUCGAGCAUCUAUACUCGCUUGCUUAUGUUCUUGCGCAAACGCGUAAAUUAGAAGAUGCCAUGAUCACUGUAAAGCAAGCAAUCACUAUUGGCAAGCAUCUCGAUCUCGGCAUGUCAAAACCCGCAAUGGUUGAUGGCACAUCUUCCGAGGGAGACUCGGACUUCCCAAAUCGUGUUACUCUACUCAAAUGUUGGCACCUCGUUGCUCUCCUGCUAAGUGCGCGACAAGACUUUUCAACAGCAGUGACCUCUUGUGAGGCCGCGGUAGAUCCGUACGGUGGCAAAAAAGUGCUCUCCGGAGACUUGAGGUCGCUUGACUUGCCACCUGACUUGGGAUUUGUGGAGAAACGAAAUAUAAUCGAACUCAAAAUGACUCACAUCGCCCUGCUAGAAGUUAUGGGUGAAUCCGAAUCCUUUGUCAACAAGGUAACUGAGCUGCUGGGACUGUACUCUAGGCUCUUCAAAUUAAACGACGAUGUGAAUUUGCUGAAGCCAGAAACAAGAGAUUCCUCACCAGCCCCAAGCACAACUGGGACACGAAGAAGUUUCCGACAAAGCAUACUGCAUUUGCCGAAGAAUCCACUCCGACAUCGACUUGCCGACAAUGAGUCCGUGACUAGCUCUGUAGGAUCAUCCAAACCCAUAGCAAAUGGCGACGCCAAACCUGCUAUUGCCAUUACGACCGACGACACCAUCGUUCUACCUCAGAAUCCAAAGCACCAUCAAGGUUUUCUCGGGCGACAUGAAUCGAACAAGUUGAAAAAACGACCUAGUCGAAGGAGUCUCAACAGCGUGCGUAAAAGCCGUGCAAGCAGUCCAUCAAUGCCGCCACCCGCGAAGUCACAUGACACAAAACAUUUGAAUCUUCCCAUCAACCCAGAUCAGGACCAGUCUAUGCAAUCCGACUCCCAGGAUCCAUCGAUCCAAGGAAGUGAUGUUGAAACCACGCAGUAUUCACCUGAUCAAAUUGGGGUAGCAAUGUCGCACAAUCAGCAGUCCAAAGACUCAGCUCCAAUAGCGAGUGCUGACCAUUCCCAUCCAUUGUACACAAUUCCGUCAGCCGCGGAAAAUAUGAAUAAGACAAACCCCAACUCCAAUCCAAUCUUGCCCAACCCACCCUCUUCCUCGGGGUCUAGGCCUACUACUAGCUUGAUGCCUCUGAUCGAGAUCCCAGAACCUCAUUACACUCCUAGUAUACAAGCUCGUCAAGCACGGGCUUUGCUUUGCAGGAUAUGGCUGUUCAUGUCCGGGGUUUAUCGUCGAGCAUCGAUGUAUCAAGAGUGUCAAAAGGCCAUCAAUGAGGCUAGAGAGCAAGUCAAGGCAGUUGAGAAGUCAAUAGCAGAAAAUGAAGGUAUGAGCGCAGAGACAUAUACCAGCCCAGGCUACGGCGGAUACAAGUCUUGCGGGCAGCUCUGGGGCGACGUAUGCGCCGAACAAGGGGCGCUUUGGGAGGCUCAGGACAAUACCGCAAAAGCGGUUGACAGCUACGAGAUGGCCUUGAGUAAUGAUGGAGACCACCUUGUUGCUACAGCCAGCCUCUCGAAUAUUCUGCUCGACCAAUAUGCUACUCCUCCAAACAAGCCGGCGAAACCGAAAGGACUGGAACCACCCCCCGUCAUACCGACCCUUGGGUCUCUUCCAUACACGACGGCACCAGACACUAGUGUAAAUAUAGACACGUCAGAAGAUACGCUUAACCGGCUGGCGGCGCGCGAUCGAGCAUAUGGAAUGCUCUCCAUGUUGACCAAAUCGGGCCAGGGAUGGGACAGCACCGACGCCUGGUUCGCAAUGGCUCGUGUGCAUGAAGAGAGUGGACAAGCGGAGAAGGCUCAGCAAACAUACUGGUGGGUUAUUGAGUUGGAGGAAGCGAAAGGAGUACGAUCAUGGGAUGUCAUUGCAUAA